Messenger RNA from Hyaloscypha bicolor E, 4832 nucleotides. Its product is annotated as ankyrin. The transcript is spliced from 8 exons. The record is from RefSeq and is a predicted model, not a curated record. Gene Ontology annotation, molecular function: protein binding. Bases 236 to 4705 code for a protein of 1489 amino acids. Lineage: Eukaryota; Fungi; Ascomycota; Leotiomycetes; Helotiales; Hyaloscyphaceae.
UAUUCAAUCCACGUAAACGACAAGGCAUAUGUGCUGAAAGAGUCCGUUUUAGCGAUGGAUGCUUUCGAGACGGCAAAGAACAAGCUUAUCUCGUCGCUGAGUGCCCAGGAGGCUGCCACUCUGGGGACGCUGCAUACUGCCGAAGAUGUCCUCGGCGAAGUAAGAAAGGCUGAGGAAAACCACAGAAGCAAGACUUGCAAUUGAGUUCAUCGACUUCUUUGAGAAGUGGGUGGACAUGUUUCGUCGACUUGGGAAGAGUCUGGGAAGGUUCGAGAUUUAUGCACGUCUCUAUCCUACGUCCGAACGAUUGAAAGAAUCUCUCAUUGAAGCGUAUGAGAAAUUUCUGGACCUCUGUCUCAAGAGCAAGAGUGUGUUUGCAGAAAAGUCUUCUAAAAGAUUGAAGUGGCUUCCGAAUUCGAGCGCGGUCGUCGGAGUUAAGUUACUAUGGAAGCCUAUCAAAGUCGAGUUGGAGAGUACCCUCGAAGAGCUGGAUGAGUUGCUUGAAGACGUCGAGAUGGAAGCAGACGUUGCCGAAAAAGUGGAGUCGGGUGUGUCACGGCUCGUGAUAAAUAAUCAUGUUUCGGGACAACAGAAGAGGGAAGUGUUCGACUGGCUCGGCCCCGUGGAUCCUAGUAUCAAUCAUUCGAAUGCCGUUAAACUGCACGAACCUAGCACUGGAGAGUGGAUCUUUGAUCAUGAAAAGUACAAGGAAUGGGAAAGCAAAGAAAAUGCUGCAUUGUGGAUCCAUGCCAAACCUGGAGCAGGCAAAACGAUACUUGUGUCAACGAUUAUCAGCAACAUUAUCCAGACAUUCGAAACUGACCUAACACUCACAGUAUGCUACUUCUACUGCGACUAUAAAGACGUUCAGAAAAGAACCCCACGGAAAGUCUUGGAGACACUCAUUUCGGAGAUUUGUCGUCAUAACUCGGAUGCGUUAGCAUACGUCGACGAUAUCUCAUCCAAAUUUCGCGAAUCCAAGUCCACAUGUACCAUACCAACGCUCUUCUCGAUCCUGAAGAAGUGCCUAGAAUUCCAACAGACAUUCAUCAUAAUCGACGCUUUAGAUGAGUGUGACGACCGACAAGAGCUGUUAGGUUUCCUUGUUAGCCUUUCAAACUCUGGAUUGAGAUUGAGGCUGUUACUUGCAAGCCGAAAUGAAAGGGAUAUCCAACAAGAACUAGGAUCACUGCCGCAAAUGACCCUCACCGGUACCGAGAGCGAUCAUGACAUCGAAGUCUACAUUCAUUCCAGCCUCAACGCCAUGAUCAAGAGCAAGAAACUAAAACUCCGAGAUGAGAGCCUUCAGAUGGAAAUCUUCGAAUGUCUCUGCUCGUCUGCUGAUGGAAUGUUUCAAUGGGUUAAAUGUCAACUUGACACAUUGUGUACACUCAUUACAGACAAAUCCAUCCGAGCGUCCUUGAAGCAACUUCCCAAGGGCUUAGAUGAAACAUAUGUUCGCGCAUUCUCCAAAAUUCGCAAAGAGAUGGGAGAGGAUGGAGUCAUGAUAAAAAGAAUAUUUCAUUGGCUCGUCCAUUCCAAGAGACCCCUCACCCUACAAGAACUUUCCGAGGCAAUUAGUAUUGAAUUUCAUCAGAGGCAGUUGGACUUCUCUGCCAUACCGACAGAUCCAGCAGAUAUUUUUCGAUUCUGCCGGGGACUUGUAAGCCUUUCUGGGCACGACAACGAAGAGACCGUGAAUCUAUCUCACUUCUCCAUCAAAGAGUUCCUUCUGUCGCCAAGAAUCAAGGAAACAGAAAUUUCAGAAUUUUAUGCUGGAUCUUCUGCGGCAAUGUUUGAUAUUGCAGCAGCAUGCCUCACAUAUAUCAUGCUGGAUGACUUCAGGGAAGGUCAGUGUGUGAAUAGAACGAAGAUGGGGGAACGGAAAAGCAAGUAUGCUUUCUUGGCCUAUGCCGCACUCUACUGGAGUGAUCACUACAAGUCCGCUAGUUCUGAGGGGGACGAAAUACUGGAGGAGCUUGCGCUUGCACUUUUCACUAACCCUGCUCAUUCAGGGUGUGUGGAAUCGUGGUUUCAAGCAAACACAGAGGCAGAAGCUCAACUUCGCUAUAAAACGUACAGGACACAAUCAAAGGCCCCGGAUCAUGGGGGAGAGGAGGUACAAAGAGAACCAACUUUGGUGACUGAUUGCACGGCAAUGUACCACGCCGCGCGACUCGGACAUCCAAAGCUUGUCAGACGACUCAUCGCUAAUGGCCAUGAUGUGAAUGCCAAAACUCAAACGGAUUUUGGAGUAUAUGAUUUCCCGAUAAUCGUAGCUGCCUCUGGAGAGCACUGGGCCACUGUGGAUCUGCUCAUCGAUGCUGGCGCUUCGCUCCAUGUAACUUCCAGAAAAGGGAGUUUUCUCACUGGUCUUGCACGAGGGUGUAGUCCCGAAAUAUGGUGGCUGUUCAAAAAAAUACUACAUAUGGGGGGUUCGCAGCUCCUUCAAGAGUUGACGGCAGCCCCUGGGCAACCUUGGAUUGAUGAGAAUAUUUCUGUGUUAGGAGCCCUCGCCUUACAUCCGCUGGAUGCCAGGGAAAUGGUGGAAUUAUUCAUAAAGAACGGUGCAGAUGCAAACGACUGGUUGGAAUACGACUCGAUAGAGAGAAACAUGAAGGAAAAAGCACCAGCAGAGUACGCUCGAUAUGGUUCACCGCCUCUCCAGCGAGCCGCGUUUCAGGGCAACAACAGAGUUUUAGAAGUGCUAGUCGAGGCGGGUGCAUGGAUCAACUUCUCCUACUGUGAAUUAGGAUCACCCUUGCAAGCUGCUACUCGAGGGAACCGAGAAAGCACAAUAUUCCGAUUGCUGGAACUGGACGCUAAUGUCAACGUUAAGGGUGGCCCACUUGGAACACCGCUCCAAGCUGUAGCAUGGAAUGGAAAUGUAAGAAUUAUGAACCUCUUGCUGAACCACGGAGCGGAUGUCAAUGUUGAAGGAGGGCUAUAUGGAUGCGCUCUGAAUGCUGCCAUUCGGCAAAAACACACAGAUGCUGUAGAACUAUUGUUGUUAAAUGGGGCGGACAUCAAUCAGUUCUGUGCGAUCGAUAACGUGCCCAGGGCCAGUAUUACAAGCGCAAGGAAUUUUUCCUACGGACUGCUUUCGAACGAAAACUUUUGCGAAACUCCUCUCAAUAACGCAAUCCUUACAGGGAACACGUCGAUGGUUACCUCACUGCUAGGAGCUGGGGCUUGCUUGCUGCAGGAUGACGAGAGAUGCACAAGUGAGCUGCCGACGAACUCAAUUCUGGUGAUUCAUUCCCUGUGCCUAGCCAUUGUAAUGGCAGACAUCGACACGGUGAAUAUUUUGUUACGAAACGGAGCUAAUUUGAAAGUUGGAAUUUAUUGUGCUUUAGUGCAAGCUGCAUCUAAGUCCAGCUUUCCCAUUUUGAAGCUCCUCUUUGAUCAGACAGGGGAUGAUCCCAGCAGCAUUAUUUCAGCCGUACCAGAUAUUAUUGCACACAUUAAAGACGAGGGACUGGCCAGAUGUCUUAUUCCAAUCCUCAAAAGAGUCUUUAUCAAAGAUAAUUCGGAGUCACAACGCUAUCUACUGAGUGCCACAGUCUGGAAUGGAUGCUUCAAUUUAACGGAGUUCUUGCUCAAGUACGGUUUGACCCCAAAUGUUGCAAGGCCGUACAGCGGUUCGAAGCCCUAUACCACCUUCAAGGGAGUACCCCUCUCGUUAGCAAUUCGUCAUGGAAGGAUGGAUCUCUUCAAUCUGCUGCUUGAUUAUGGAGUAGAUGUAAAUCUCGCUGACGGGACACCAAUGCGUGAUUGGAGGGAACCUUACCAUGCGUAUAUAUCGGGGAGCCCACUCUUCGCUGCUGUUCGUUCUCGCAACACAGAGAUCGUGACUAGACUUCUAGCAUUGGGCGCUUUGCCAAACAACGAUAGUUGCUCUGGUGAAAUAUGUCCUAAUGUUAUUCACAUUGCUGCAACCUACAAGGACCCAAGUAUAUUAGAGGACCUCCUCAAAUACGGUGCUAAUCCGACGGCGAGUUGUUUUACUUGCCCAUCCGCAUUGAUGGCAGCAGUGAAGUCGCAGAGCCUAGAUGCGAUCCAGAUACUUAUCAGAGAAGGGGUCAAUGUCAACACGCCUGAUCUCUUUGGUCGCACCCCCUUGGCUCGCGCAAAGAUUGAUUGUCUUGAGCUUGCCACCAAAACACUUUCAGAACACCGAGCCGAAGAGGGUAUAACAUUAGAAAAACUCCGUUCCUGUCUGGAGGAUGCGGUCCAAUCUCUAGCUUCAAGGCUCCUGCAGCCUCCUCAUCCUUGGUGGGGUUAUAGAGUUUGGUUUUCCUACCUCCCACAGGGCCUUUGGAUCGGCUUGGGAAAAUGUUUGAUCGUAGGAAAAGACAUUCAAAAUGGGGUUAUUGCACUGGAACAGGCUUUGGAAGCCGUUGGAGAUCGCUAUCGCAGAUAUUGCUGCUACCAUCCGUACUGCAGUUCCGGAGGUCCAUGGGGAAGUUCCGAGUCGAACAAGUUGCAGCUUUGCGAGGACUGUGAUCCAGGCGUAUUCUGUGAAAAUUGUAUUGAGAGGCACCUAACCCUAGUUAGGAACUCAACAUACAGUCACAGUGUAAUAAAGUUACCCCGCAAGCUAUUGUGCGACGUCCCAGAAGGGCACGUAGCUGUCGAUGAGAAUACCUAUCUCCUAGUCAGGGUCUGGCUGGAAGGUCUUCGGGGCUGGACCGCAAAACUUUGAUCAAAUGAGAGUGAGGGCUAGGACUGUAACCAUGCUAUUACUUGCGAUGAGAUAAUAAGUUGAAGGAAGAAACCUUGCUCCCAGGACGAUAAUUCCAGUUACUAUGCAGACUACGAAUAUUAUGAAU